Molecule: messenger RNA, 326 nt
Organism: Trichoderma citrinoviride
Lineage: Eukaryota; Fungi; Ascomycota; Sordariomycetes; Hypocreales; Hypocreaceae
Exons: 1
Source: RefSeq, a predicted model, not a curated record
AUGCCUCCGCUCGAUGGCCGGCCCUGCACCUCGCCGCCUCUCCUGCAGCCGCACCUCCAGACGCUUCCGCAGUCUUCGCAACCCGCAAAGCAGAGCUUCCUGCGCAAGCUGUUGACCCGUUCCGACAGCUCCAGGAGCUCCAAGUCGUCCGCAUCGUCCGUCUCCGCCAGCCAGCAGCCAGCACCUGCAUCACCACAAGCGCCUGCAGCACCCGGCUCCGGCAUCGUCAAGCGCCUGUCUCGGAGGGUCGUGCCCGGCCUGCCUCGGUCCCAGACGUUCAAGCGCCAGCUGUCCGAAAGCAGGGAGCACCUGGCCCCCGUCGAGCC